AGAGGAGGCGGGGCCGUGGUGAGAGGAUAGGGAGUUUUUAACACGUCAACAGAGUUGCAGAAGAAAGGUCCUUUAAAAAAAACAAAAACAAAAGGCAAAGCGAAGCGAGUGGCUGCUCCAGAAAAAAAAACAAAAAAAAAAACACCGGUGCAUUUCGAAGCUCUACAAUCAAUCAAUCAAUCAAUCAAUCAAUCAAUAUAUGUAUAUCAAGCAUGACUCAGGAUGCAAACAGUGUACCGACUUGGGAGAAGUGCAGCCGGGCGCUGCUGUGCAUUAGCGGGCUUGCGCUGUCUGUUUACGCGUAUCAUGUGGAAACGACCAAAGAGCACGACUCGUCUUACAAAGCCAUGUGCGACUUCAGCGCGUCUGUGAGCUGCUCCAAAGUGUUCACUUCGAGGUGGGGGCGUGGUUUCGGGCUGGUGGAGCCUCUGUUUGGGAAGGAGAGCAUCGCUAACCAACCCAACAGUGUUUUCGGCGUGAUCUUCUACCUGCUGCAGCUGGGACUGGGGAUGCUGGUGAGUGGCUGGUCGGUCCGGUUCCUCAUUGCCUCCUCUCUGGUGUCUCUGGCUGGCUCGCUGUUCCUGGCCUGUAUCCUGGUGUUUGUUCUCAGGGAUUUCUGCGUGGUUUGUGUCUCCACCUACCUGAUCAACGUGGGACUCAUGAUCAUCAACGUGAAGAAACGGCGCGCCCUGGCCAUGGAACCGGUCAAGCAGAAGAGAAGCUGAAAUCACUGUACCCUACACCCUACCACCCUACUACCCUACUCCGUAUCCCCUACUACCAAACCCCCCUACUCCCUAUCCCCUACCCCUUCUCCUUAUCACUACACCCUACUCUCAAACCACCUUCUCCCUAUCCUAAGCCCUACACCCCUAAUCUCUCCCUCCCCUCUUCCUUACUCGACACCCCGCCCCAGUCUGGCCACCCCUGUCAUCAAAACGACCUCUGUUACAUUGAAUUAUCUGAAUCCGUUUUUAUAUCUUUUGACAUAACCAAAAUAAAAUGUUACUUUUUAGCUUUUAAAAAAAAAA
This is a messenger RNA of Polyodon spathula (Mississippi paddlefish), 1031 nucleotides long. Its product is annotated as vitamin K epoxide reductase complex subunit 1-like. Gene Ontology annotation, molecular function: vitamin-K-epoxide reductase (warfarin-sensitive) activity. The record is from RefSeq and is a predicted model, not a curated record. Bases 213 to 725 code for a protein of 170 amino acids. Gene Ontology annotation, biological process: vitamin K metabolic process; peptidyl-glutamic acid carboxylation. The transcript has 3 exons. NCBI's taxonomy places the organism in Eukaryota, Metazoa, Chordata, Actinopteri, Acipenseriformes, Polyodontidae.